Messenger RNA from Harmonia axyridis, 1522 nucleotides. RefSeq names its product homeobox protein ceh-31-like. Lineage: Eukaryota; Metazoa; Arthropoda; Insecta; Coleoptera; Coccinellidae. The record is from RefSeq and is a predicted model, not a curated record. Gene Ontology annotation, biological process: regulation of DNA-templated transcription. The coding region runs from base 495 to 1445 and encodes 316 amino acids. The transcript has 4 exons. Gene Ontology annotation, molecular function: DNA binding; DNA-binding transcription factor activity, RNA polymerase II-specific.
AAUGAUGAAUCUGGAAUGUUAUUAAUUUUGAAACUUAAAAAUGGUGUAAACAGGAAGAAAAAAGUAAAAUCAUUCUGUCAUAGAAAAAAAUAUUCAUCUUAUAUGUAACAACAAGAUUAAUAAUUACGCGAAAACAUUUCGAGGACUGCACGCAUGGCAUUUAACGGAUAAAGGUGUGAAACACACUUUAGGGCAAUUUGAGAACACGCGAUUUUCCAAUCUCUGGCGGCGCCUCGUCUUCCCAGAGAUGAGAAAAUGAGGGGCGGGAUACCAGAAGGGGAGGGCCAUAGAGGUGCUAGUUGAUUGAGCAAAGGAAACAUGGACCAACCAGUGGCAAUACAUAGGCACCUUUAUUACACCUCCGCUGAUGUUCAGAUAACUGUUAUCUUUUAUGAGUUUCACACUUUACCCCGAAUAGAACAAUCUUCGAUGGUUAAAGUUUACUCUCGCAAUUUUUUUCGAUAAUACUUCGGUCAAUUAGAAGUUUAUCCGAGAUGUCAUCGCUAGAAGAUGAUGCUGCGAACCCUAUUGAUGAAGAGAACAUCGACAAUUUCAAUUACGAGUCUUCGGAAGAAGAAGAAAGCUUUGAUAUUAUGGAUAGGGGUAAAACAGAAGACGGGAGUUUUUCGAGUGAAUCUAGUAGUGCCAAUAAAUUUUCAAUCGAUAGUAUACUUGGACUUAACUCUGAAAAAAGGACUGAUAUUGUUCGUAGUGAAUUCGACAGUCAGAAGUCUUCAAAUAGUAUUGAAUUUGUGAGGCCCAUACCUGUAAACGCGAUGGAUCGUUCAUUGAUUCUCAGUGCAGCAGCUGAUAUUGGAGACGAGUCCGAAAAGAAUGAAGUUAAAUCUACUAAGCUCUUGGAAUUAAUGAAUCCAUCGAAGUUACCACACGACUACAGAAAUAUCCCCAGCAAUCCUUACAUGAUAUACCAUCAAAAUCCAGGAAUAAGCUCACCUCGCCCUCUACUAUUUCCAACGUGGCUGAAUACAAAUGAAGAACUGAAGAAUCAAACAGGAAUAUUUGGAUUACAAGUUGCCAAAACAGCAUGUCGAAGAUCAAGAAAACCUGUACUGGAUAGAAAACCUAGACAGGCGUAUAGUGCCAAGCAACUAGAAAGGUUAGAGAGCGAAUUCAAGAUUGACAAAUAUCUCAGUGUCAGUAAGAGAAUGGAAUUAUCCAAAGCAUUGAGUCUCACUGAAGUACAGAUUAAAACAUGGUUCCAGAAUAGGAGAACAAAAUGGAAGAAACAACUUACAACAAGACUGAAGAUAGCUCAAAGGCAGGGACUUUUCCCAUCACAUUACUUUUCCUCCUCGCCAACUCAACAGUAUUCAGCAAUCUUUAAUCCGUAUUAUACCCAUCCAGUAUCAUAUAUGUUUGGUUUACCACCCGUAGAAGAAGUGAAUUCGGUUCCCUCUAGUGAAAAUUUGCGACAUAGUAACUAGAUGAUAAACUGUUUGUUCUGUUUGCAAUUGUAUAUUUGUAAUAUAGUAUUAUGUUUGACUUUCAAUAAACUAUUGUU